Phalacrocorax carbo (great cormorant) is the source of this 1843-nucleotide messenger RNA. NCBI's taxonomy places the organism in Eukaryota, Metazoa, Chordata, Aves, Suliformes, Phalacrocoracidae. The record is from RefSeq and is a predicted model, not a curated record.
ACUGGCUGUUGAGGGAUGGUGGCCUGCCAGCGGCCCGGCAGGAGAGGCAGGAGGGCUUUAUUUCCAUUACAGUCAUCCCUGAUAAAGGAAGCAGCUCUUCAAGCACAGCCAGUACAGCAGUCGGCACGUCAGCGUCGGCACGACCCCUGGCUUGCUAGCGUGAGGGCUGGCUGGGCUCCUUGGGUAACUGCCGGCUCCGAUGUCUCUGGGCGGCUGCUCUCAGAGCGUGCACAUACCUUGCAGAAUGCUGAGAAGGUGUCCUCCCUGGGCAAGGACUGGCACAAGUUCUGCCUGAAGUGUGAGCGCUGUAACAAGACCCUGACCCCAGGUGGGCACGCCGAGCACGAUGGGAAGCCCUUCUGCCACAAGCCUUGCUACGCCACGCUGUUUGGCCCCAAAGGGGUGAACAUUGGUGGUGCCGGGUCCUACAUCUAUGAGAAGCCGCAGAUCGAAGGGCAGACCGCUCCGGGGCCCAUUGAACACCCAGCGAAGGUGGAGGAGAGAAAGGUGAACACCGCGCCUCCCAAGGGACCCAGCAAAGCCUCCAGCGUCACCACCUUCACUGGGGAGCCCAACAUGUGCCCACGCUGUGGCAAGAGAGUCUACUUUGCCGAGAAGGUGACUUCACUGGGGAAGGACUGGCACCGGCCCUGCCUACGCUGCGAGCGCUGCAGCAAGACGCUGACCCCAGGGGGCCACGCCGAGCAUGAUGGACAGCCGUACUGCCAUAAGCCCUGCUACGGGAUCCUCUUUGGGCCAAAGGGUGUCAACACCGGAGCUGUGGGAAGCUACAUCUAUGACAAAGACCCUGAGGCGAAGAACCAGCCCUAGAUGGCAUCCCCCUGCCCGCCUGCUCUGUGCCCCUGUACUAGCCUCCUGCUCGCAGCUGGAGCAGACCCUCGCCAGGCUGGCCACGGAGCUGUGCUCUCUCUGCUGUCUCUACUCUGGGCAGGACGGCCCUGCCCAGCGGUUUAUAUAUUAUAGUCUUUAAUAUAAGCUUUAAUAUAAGCUUCAGUGUUUAAAAGCAAAAGUAGAAGGUGUCUCUGGUGGUUCCCAAUGCGCUCUGCCCUCACCAGCCCUCCCACCAGCCCCCUAAGUGCGGGAGGCAGCAGGGUGGGUGUGGGGAUGUCACCUUGCACAGGGGACAGUGGGUGGCACCCGAGGAGCUGAAAGUGGGGGGGAGGUGGUGGCAGGAGUCCCACCAUGGGAAGGUGCUCCCCACUGCCCCCCGCAUGGAGGACGAUGGAGCUGGGCAGGCAUCCUGUGGCACUUGGGCCGGUGGUCAGGGUGCCCAGCGCUGUUCCUCACCAGCCACUGGGGAUGUGUGGGUCCCCUGAGGGCUCUGGCCCACCUGGCAGCACUGCCCUUCUCCUGGCCCUUCCCAGGCUCCCCGCCCCGGCUUUCACUCUCCCCGGGGCUUGCAGCCAACCCCAGCCACCAUUGGGGUUGCAGGGUUGCAGAGCUGGGCGGGCAGCUGGUAGCCGCAGCCCCUGGGCAGUGGGCUGCUUCCUGCCUUCGGAGGGCAGAGCGCAUUGGGCUGGCUGCUCUGUGGUGGGACGCCUGCCCCCUUCCCAGAGCCGGAGGUUUCUCGUUGUGGUUGUUUAUUUAUAAGCAGUUGUAAAUGUGCCCCUUGCUUUGGAGACUGACACACGCCCACCAGUCUCACCCGUCCCCCCUGUGUACACCCAGCCCCACUGCUGCCCAGGAGGCUCGGGAGGGAGCCAGUGCAGGGGACCUGCCAGGGCAGUGAGCCCUGGGGUGCCAGCACCCUCCUCUCUCCUGGCUCCCUGCACCACUGCAGGGCUGACUUUUGUUAUUUGCUGACAAUAAAGGUUUUGAGAGA